Dothidotthia symphoricarpi CBS 119687 is the source of this 1346-nucleotide messenger RNA. RefSeq lists its product as uncharacterized. The transcript has a single exon. The coding region runs from base 175 to 1035 and encodes 286 amino acids. Lineage: Eukaryota; Fungi; Ascomycota; Dothideomycetes; Pleosporales; Dothidotthiaceae. The record is from RefSeq and is a predicted model, not a curated record.
AGGCACAUGUUUCUUGAACUGCUCCACAAACAACAACCCCACAUCCUUUGCGAAUCCGUGUCCUCUCUGUAAACCCCCCCUCUCUCUUAUCCUACUUCGUGCUACGACUUCAACCUCCAAACCCCUGCGCAUCAUCGAAGUCACCCAAGGCACGAAGCCCAGAUCUUGGCUGCAAUGUCCACACACGACGCCCCACCGCCGAGCUACGAAGCCGCAACCGCCUCUUCAGCCGGACAGAGCUCCUCAUUCCACCCCGAACCCAUCCGCCGGGUAUCAACAGACGGGCCUGGCGCUCGCACAGAACGGAAUGGCAUUCCCAUGGACCGCCGCCGCUCCAUGGAGGAUGAGAUGCGCGAGCUACCUCCCGGCUGGGUGCGGUCCUUUGACCCCGAGUCGCAGCACCAGUUCUUCGUGAACACAAGCGCCACACCGCCACGCUCGAUCUGGACACACCCCUUUGACGACGAAGAGUUCCUCGCCACACUGAGCCCAGAAGAGCGCAAGAAGCACAGCAGAAUGAAGCGAACAGUCACCCUAGACGACCUGAUGGCCGAGGACUCGGACGACGAGGCCCAUCUUCCGGCGCGAACCCAACCAGCCGCAACACAGCCCCAACCAACCGGCAUCCACAAGUUCUCCCGCAAACUAAAAGACAAGGUCACGGGCACUACACACACCGACCGCGAGACACACCGCAAGCAGCGCGCCGAGCAGGAACGACAGGCAUACCUCGCCCACCUCCGUGCGCGUCAAGCCCUGAUUCGCGCCAUGGAGACGGGCCAGCCGCAGCUUCUAGGCAAAGACUCGCAGGGCAGAGACAUGUACAUCCAGCCUCCGCGCAACCCGUACGCACAGAGGGCCGGCUACGGACCAAACCCCUACGCCGGCGGUCUGUACGGCAACUCCAACGUGCGGUACAUGCGCCCCGUGGGACCAUACGGUAGGCCAUAUGGUUACGGAUACGGUGGCGGCGCGGGGCUGCCGAUUGCCGCUGGUUUACUCGGUGGUUCGCUGCUGGGCGCCACGCUGUUCUAGAUGUGCGCCUUGGAAAUGGAAGGCCUGAGGGAGUGGCGCGCGCGCCGUGUGGAGAUGGGCGGUGACACGGGUUUCGCAUCUGGUCUGACCUGAGGCAAGUGGGGGGCUUGGUCGGAGAUGGCGGUGUUGUGAUGGGGGUUCUUUCUUCGCGUUAUAUAUCCCGUGUGCAUUGUUACGAUGGUGUAAUGAAUGAAUGAAUGAAUGAAUAAAUCUAACCAAUCGAUUUGAAUGGGCUUACCAUGUAUUCACCGCGCCAUGGUGUUUUGUUUGAAAUAUCGCGUCGAGAGACGUACUGCUCAGUUAGAUUAAAU